Molecule: messenger RNA, 2732 nt
Organism: Beta vulgaris subsp. vulgaris (sugar beet)
Lineage: Eukaryota; Viridiplantae; Streptophyta; Magnoliopsida; Caryophyllales; Amaranthaceae
Exons: 2
Coding region: 526-2406 (626 amino acids)
Source: RefSeq, a predicted model, not a curated record
AAAAAAAAAAAAACCCCCUUCAUAUCUCUGAUUACACGACACACAGCCACCACAAUACAUCCCCAGAUUCUUAAGCUGCUUUUUUUUCUCUCUUCUUUUUUCUUCUUCCUCUGUAAAACCAACAAAAAUACUCUCAUCACUCUCACCGUUUCUCCUCAUCUCUCUCCGUAUCAUCUUCUUCCGCCGCUUAAAAAUCGCAACUUCUGAUUCGAAAUACCAUUUUUGUUAUCCUAUUUUCUCUCGUAUAUCUUUCAAAUCUUUCUUCUCAAUUUAGAAUGCUGAAUGCAAUUUGGAGUACUCUGAGUCUCUGUUGAUGUAAUCUGAAAUAUCUCUUGCUGGUUGAGAUUGUUGUCAUUCAAGACUUGAUCAUGGACCGCAAGGAUACAUCGGGUUUUGUUAGUGGAGGAGGUCCAGACAGUUUCUGCACAUAAUAUAAUCCCUUCUUUGUUUAUACUAGUUGGAGUGGCUUAUAAAUUUUAUGUUUAGACUUUAGUUAGAUGAAUAUAUUCUUUCAAAUAAAACAAGAUGGACGAUAUCCGCAUGCCUUUCAUGUGGAAUUCUUUCUUGAUUACUUGCAACGAUUCAAAGGAAAGUGAAGUGGACUCGAACCACUCUGCAGAUACUUCCUUGUGCCUAAAUUCCCAGAACUUUGUGGCUGUGGGACCUUAUCUGUAUGAUGCAGGAGCUAGCAAAAGAAAACGGAAUGCUGCUGAUGAAGGUCUGAGUUUAAAGCAUGAAGUCUCUCUGGCCCUUGAAUUGGGUAGUUCAAGUAGUUCUUUAGGUAGCAAGACGAAGUGCGCUGCUGCUGAGACUGCCACAAUUUCUCGAAUACAUGUUGAAAAUCAAUCUCCAGUUGAUAUCUGUCUCGACCUUAACAUUGAUUUGGGUUGUAAGAGAGUAUGUAAGGACACAAAAAACUCUAGUAGCAGCCUUGAAGUGCAAGACAAGGAGAGAGCAAAGGUUGACCUUGAGUUAAGCUUGUCUACUGGAGCAACGGAAUCUGAUCUGACAAGUAUUACCCUGAAUUCAUCACUUGUUCAGAAUGUUACAUCUGGAAUCGAGCAACUUGUGGACGAAGGAUCAACAUCCUCAAAAUGGAAACGAGGACCCAUUGUUCCCCUUAUAGAUAGGUUAAAUGCAAAUCUAAGUUCAGGUGUCACAAAUGUCCCAGCUGUCUCGAUCUCUUCCCCACUGCUUGAAAUAGAUGCUGCUACUUCUUGUUUGAAACAGCAGCGCAAGACCUCAGUUAAGACUUGUCAGUUUCCAGGUUGCCAAAAAGGCGCUAGAGGUGCUUCAGGUCAUUGUAUCUCGCAUGGAGGUGGACGGAGGUGUCAGAGAGAUGGUUGUCAGAAAGGAGCAGAAGGCAGGACAGCAUUCUGCAAGGCCCAUGGUGGUGGUCGAAGGUGUGAACACUUGGGAUGCACCAAAAGUGCUGAAGGGCGUACUGAUUUCUGCAUUGCCCAUGGAGGUGGAAAGCGAUGUGGUUUUGAUGGAGGUUGCAAUCGCGCUGCGAGGGGGAAGUCUGGCUUUUGCAUUCGUCAUGGUGGUGGAAAGAGGUGCAAGAUUGAAAGUUGCACCAAGAGCGCAGAGGGCCUUGCUGGUCUCUGCAUUGCUCAUGGAGGUGGUCGACGUUGCCAUGUUCCUGAAUGUACUAAAGGUGCUCAGGGGGGCACAAAAUUCUGCAAGGCUCAUGGUGGAGGGAAAAGGUGCACCUUUUUAGGAUGCAACAAGGGAGCUGAGGGAAGCACAGCUUUCUGUAAAGGACACGGUGGUGGGAAGCGAUGUACUUUCCAGGGUGGCGGUGUCUGCACCAAGAGUGUCCAUGGAGGUACCUUGUAUUGUGUUUCACAUGGCGGUGGCAAGAGAUGUGCUGUCCUUGGAUGCACUAAGAGUGCAAGGGGACGAACAAAUUUCUGUGUUCGUCAUGGUGGAGGAAAGAGGUGUAAAUACGAAGGAUGUGAAAAGAGCGCGCAGGGAAGCACUGAUUUCUGCAAAGCACAUGGAGGAGGAAAGCGCUGCUUGUGGGGCCUGCAAGGUUCAGGAUACAAUGAAGAUGGCGAUAGCCCUUGUGAUAAGUUUGCCAGAGGUAAAAUUGGUCUUUGCGCUGCUCACAGUGCACAGAUUCAAGACAAGCGAGUCCAUGGCAAUGGUACUGUGGGCCUGAAGAUGAAAGAGAUUGCCUCUGGAAACUUUUCCAAGUGCACUAAUAAGAUCAACACAGAAGCUACAUCAACUGUUUGGGAUGGUUUCGAUUUGCAGAUGGUCUUGCCUGAUGACGACGAGCCCUUGUUUCAUUCUGGUCAAUCUUUGAAUUCACAAUCCCUUGAAGGAAGGGUACAUGGCGGUGGUCUUAUCGCUUUGCUUAGAAGUUCUGAUCUCGACCAGUCAGAGAUGCCCAUUGGAUGAGAUAGUUAACAGGUUUACAGGGGAUGGUUAUUUCUCUAAACAUGUGAUUUGAGACAUUGAACAACGUUCAAUGGAUUCAUUGCUCUAUAGGUGUGUUGGUAGGUUGAUCCCCAAUUAAGAUAGUUGAAUAUUAGUCUUAGUACUUAGGUGGUGUUACCGUGUUAGUCUGUUGAAUUUUCACUAAGAUAUGUUAUUAAACUAUUAAUGUCCCCCCAACAAAAAUGGCGUUAGUGGGACUUUGAUAUUGUGUGUAAUGAUCAAUAUGUAUCUUCGACCUUUGUUCAUUGUGAUUGUAAGUGUGUGUGGAUAUAGUUCUUCAAUUUGUA